UUGAUUCCAGAACAUUGUUUGUCUCUGAUGAUCAAGAUGAAGUGCCUUCUGACAGCUAUUUUCGCCGUGCUGGCCCAGUGCUGCCUGUUUGCUGCAGCUGCACACGACAACGGUAACUGCGACUCGGUUCUCGAAGCAGCUCUGCGUCCGCUGUAUAGCCAACUUGACGUCUUUCGAAACCAAAUUGAUGCGGUCAAAGCGUGUGUCCAUGACUCUUGUUGUAAGAAAGACGUCUUGGAGUGCACUGAGGUGGGUCCCUUUGGCAUGGAAGAUGGUCGCAUCCCAGAUGCAAGCAUCACAGCGUCGUCAAUGUGGAGCAACCGUGCCGAUCACGGACCCACCAGGGCUCGACUUAACCUUCAAGUCAGGGGCGGAGCCGCAGCCUGGUGUAAUGAUGAAGCUAGUGAUCCUGAUCCAUGGAUCCAGGUCGACUUCGGUUCCAAUGUGAUCAUCACUGGCGUUAUCACGCAGGGGCGCGGGGAUGGGAACUGGCGGCAAUGGGUGACAGAGUUCAAAGUCGCCUACAGCAACGAUGGCCAAGAAUGGACCGACGUCACCGAUGAUGGAUCAAGUACACCGAUGAAGUUCCCUGGAAACUCGGACAAAAACACCCGCGUGACCACCACUUUCCCGAAGGCCUUCCAGGCCAGGUUCCUGCGUAUCCUGCCUACUCAGCACCAUACACAUAGCAGUAUGCGCUUCGAGGUCCUCGGCUGCAACAGUCAUGAGUAA
Molecule: messenger RNA, 732 nt
Organism: Patiria miniata (bat star)
Lineage: Eukaryota; Metazoa; Echinodermata; Asteroidea; Valvatida; Asterinidae
Product: lactadherin-like
Exons: 4
Coding region: 28-732 (234 amino acids)
Source: RefSeq, a predicted model, not a curated record